Molecule: messenger RNA, 1588 nt
Organism: Kickxella alabastrina
Lineage: Eukaryota; Fungi; Kickxellomycota; Kickxellomycetes; Kickxellales; Kickxellaceae
Exons: 3
Coding region: 416-1099 (227 amino acids)
Source: RefSeq, a predicted model, not a curated record
GGUCUGCCAGCAUCUGACAUGACAAAUUGUUGCGCGUAAAUUAAAUUUAAAAAAAGUCGAAUAGACGUGACAAAACUAGUCCCGUUCCCUUGUGAAAAAGCGAUCCAAUCCGGCCAGCAUGCGCAGACAUCUCGCCACCAGCCAACUCUUGAAGAUAUUUGUUGUAUAAAGCCUUGCGAAUCUUGUAUUUAACAGUGGCAAAGAGAAAGGCCAGGAUACAGAACAGCAAGCACAACAGCGUAUUUCGCACUAUUGCCACACUGGUUUCAAGUAUACCAGCGCAUUCCAUAUACUCUCAAGUUCUUGUUGAGCGGGUAAUGCUUUAAGCGCAUUCGGUUGACGUACUGAGGGAAACGCAUGUCCACUCAGGGGGGGGGGGUGUUGACAGUGCUGGCUUGGAGUGCAACUCUGUGAGAUGCAGCAAGACCAUGAUCAGGUCGAGCAGCUUGUCAAAAUUGGGAGUGGUAUGUUUGAUAUUCAGCUCGCGAAGGCCAAUGAAGCAGAAAAGUUCUGCAAAAUUAGCCAAAAAAAGGUUGGGCUUGAUAGGAAUCUCCAUAUGAAACCUAUUCAGGCUCGGAGAAAUACUGUGAAGAAGCUGGAAGAAAUUGGCCGCCAAGUUCACUGGAUUAUUACCAAAGAUAUUGGUGUGGAUGAUUUCCACCUUUCUGCUGCCAUUUGCACAACAGCGCUUGAGUGCAUCGAGCACAAUCAAGUUCAACCUAAUACAAACUUGGCUCGCAAUCCGGCUGCAGGCGCCAAUGCACAGAUAGUAAUGGCUCAGGAACACAAUUCCAUUGGGAAAAGCAGGCAAAGGCCCAGCCUCAGAAUAUCCUUCAACGUGCAGCCUGCGCAAGCAUGGGUACGACGGCAGAUUGCCGCGUGCAUCCACAACCAUCCCAGCCAAAUCAAACUCAUUUAUCAAAUAAAUCGCCACGUCCUCCAGCGUCAACGCCUUAUACUGAACGAGUUGAAAAAAAACGACUCCUGUUCGUCAUCCAACUUUAAACAGACGUAUGUCAGAUACCGUUGUUACCAGAAACAAGGGCGCUCGGGAUACCAGUGUCCUUACUGCGGAAUCCCACACCCUCAAUUCCCUUGAGGCGUCAGCAUCUUGCGACCAAGCACAUCUAAAAGCAGCUCAUGUCGGCAAGCCCAACUCUAUCAUCGCCAAAGUUGUGCAAAUGCAUGUGUUUGGCAAACUGAAGCGCACAUGUUCAGAUUUGACACCGUCCUUGAUCCCAACAUAAUCAAAACUGGCUCGACAAUUUGGACAUUCAGGUAAACAGCUCCUGGAGAUAAUUCUUGCUGAGAUGUUAAUAACCAGCAGCCACUGGUUAUUUCCUUCAUGUCUAUGUCCCAGUAGGCUUUUUGGCAAAUCAGCAAAAACGGAGCUACAUUUUUCCCGAGUCGGAAGAAUAAUCGACCUUCAGGUGGCGGAAGUCGUAAUAUUCACUCUGGGUGUAUUAGGCAAUAUCCCGAAUUACGUAAAGCGGUAAAGUCUGAAAGGUGAGUGUUUGGCAGACAUUGUAAGAUGCAUUCAAACGAAAUUAUGUGAAAUUGAGUUUAAAAAUAAAUAAAUGAAGAAAAA